GAAAGGAAAUUUUUAUGAAUGGGUUAUUCGAAUGAUGAGCAAGUAUCUACGCAUUCGCUCAUAGAAAAGGGGGCCAACCCCAUUGCGUAUUGGUACUUAUCGGGUAUAGAAUAGAUCUGCUUCUCUUUGUUCCUACGUGUUCCAUUAUUACCAACGGAAUGGAAUAAAUAUUCACCCUUGCUCCGAAAUAAUUCAGUGAAAAGGGAGGUUCAUAGCAUAGUCUUUUCCAAUGUGAUAAAGUUACAUAGUGUCUAUUUUUAUUUGAUAAAGGGGUAUUUCCAUGGGUUUGCCUUGGUAUCGUGUUCAUACCGUCGUAUUGAAUGAUCCCGGUCGCUUGCUUUCUGUUCAUAUAAUGCAUACAGCUCUAGUUUCUGGUUGGGCCGGUUCGAUGGCUCUAUACGAAUUAGCAGUUUUUGAUCCCUCUGACCCCGUUCUUGAUCCAAUGUGGAGACAAGGUAUGUUCGUUAUACCUUUCAUGACUCGGUUAGGAAUAACCAAUUCAUGGGGGGGUUGGAGUAUCACAGGGGGGACUAUAACGAAUCCGGGUAUUUGGAGUUACGAAGGCGUGGCCGGGGCACAUAUUGUGUUUUCUGGCUUGUGCUUCUUGGCAGCUAUCUGGCAUUGGGUGUAUUGGGAUCUAGAAAUAUUCUGUGAUGAGCGUACAGGAAAACCCUCUUUGGAUUUGCCCAAGAUCUUUGGAAUUCAUUUAUUUCUUUCAGGGGUGGCUUGCUUCGGGUUUGGCGCAUUUCAUGUAACAGGCUUGUAUGGUCCUGGAAUAUGGGUGUCCGAUCCUUAUGGACUAACCGGAAAAGUACAACCUGUAAAUCCGGCGUGGGGCGUGGAAGGUUUUGAUCCUUUUGUUCCGGGAGGAAUAGCCUCUCAUCAUAUUGCAGCAGGGACAUUGGGCAUAUUAGCGGGCCUAUUCCAUCUUAGUGUCCGACCGCCCCAACGUCUAUACAAAGGAUUACGUAUGGGCAAUAUUGAAACUGUACUUUCCAGUAGUAUCGCUGCUGUCUUUUUUGCAGCCUUUGUUGUUGCUGGAACUAUGUGGUAUGGUUCAGCAACUACCCCGAUUGAAUUAUUUGGGCCCACUCGUUAUCAAUGGGAUCAGGGAUAUUUCCAGCAAGAAAUAUAUCGAAGAGUUGGCACCGGACUAGCCGAAAACCAAAGUUUAUCAGAAGCUUGGUCUAAAAUUCCCGAAAAAUUAGCCUUUUAUGAUUACAUCGGCAAUAAUCCAGCAAAAGGGGGAUUAUUCAGAGCGGGAUCAAUGGACAACGGGGAUGGAAUAGCUGUUGGAUGGUUAGGACAUCCCGUCUUUAGAGAUAAAGAAGGACGUGAGCUUUUUGUACGCCGUAUGCCUACUUUUUUUGAAACAUUUCCAGUAGUUUUGGUAGACGGAGAUGGAAUUGUGAGAGCCGAUGUUCCUUUUAGAAGGGCAGAAUCGAAGUAUAGUGUCGAACAAGUAGGUGUAACUGUUGAGUUCUAUGGUGGCGAACUCAAUGGAGUCAGUUAUAGCGAUCCUGCUACUGUGAAAAAAUAUGCUAGACGCGCUCAAUUGGGUGAAAUUUUUGAAUUAGAUCGUGCUACUUUGAAAUCCGAUGGUGUUUUUCGUAGCAGUCCAAGGGGUUGGUUUACUUUUGGGCAUGUUUCUUUUGCUUUGCUCUUCUUUUUCGGACACAUUUGGCAUGGUGCUAGAACCUUGUUCAGAGACGUUUUUGCUGGGAUUGAUCCAGAUUUGGAUGCUCAAGUAGAAUUUGGAGCAUUCCAAAAACUUGGAGAUCCAACUACAAGGAGACAAGUAGUCUGAUACGGCAUUGCUCUGGUAUCUUUGGCCUCUAUUUGAUUUUUGUGAUUUGAGAUAGGGUACCAGAAAAAUCUUGAUUUGACUCACCGUCCUUUCUUUGACUCUUGCCCUUUCUUUAUCUGGGAGAUGAUAUGAUCCCAAAUGAACAGGUGUGGAAGCUAUAAUUGUAAACCACGAUCGAAUCUAUGGAAGCAUUGGUUUAUACAUUCCUCUUAGUCUCGACUCUAGGGAUAAUUUUUUUCGCUAUCUUUUUUCGAGAACCCCCUAAAGUUCCGACUAAAAAGAUGAAAUGAUUUUUGAGUAUCUCAAUUGAAGUAAUGAGCCCUCCAUGUUGGGGGGCUCAUUACUUCAAUUAGUCCCCGUGUUCCUCGAAUGGGUCUCUUAGUUGUUGAGAGGGUUGCCCAAAAGCGGUAUAUAAGGCGUACCCGGUAAAACUUACAAGUAAACCAGAUAUAGAGAUGGCGACUAGGGUUGCUGUUUCCAUUAUUAUAUAAUUUCAAGACUACAAUGGAUCUACGAUAAGAUCGUUUAUUUACAACGGAAUGGUAUACAAAGUCAACAGAUCUCAACCAAUACAAUAGGAUUUAUGGCUACACAAAGCGUUGAGGGUAGUUCUAGAGCUCGUCCAAAGCAAACAGGUCUGGGGGGGUUAUUGAAACCAUUGAAUUCAGAAUACGGUAAAGUAGCUCCUGGGUGGGGAACUACCCCUUUGAUGGGUGUCGCAAUGGCUCUAUUUGCGAUAUUCCUAUGUAUUAUUUUGGAGAUUUAUAAUUCUUCCGUUUUACUGGAUGGAAUUUCAAUGAGUUAGGUCCAUAAGAACCAUGAAGUCUUAGCCUUUCAAUCAAAAAAAAAAAAAAGAAUCACUUAGGACUCGGAUUUUUAGGCCAUUCUGGUAGUUCGAUCGCGGAAUUCCUUUGUUUCUGUAUUUCCGGAAUAUGAGUGUGUGACUUGUUAUAAUUGAUCCUAUUGAUAGUAUAGAGAAUGGGUCUGUCAUCUUGAGAAAGAUGGUUCUACCUCGUCGGAUAUUAAUUUGAGUAUCCGGAACACGGAAUAUAUGGAAUAGAUCGAGAAAUAUUUGAACUAUGAUUCAUACCUACUAUUCAGACCUCGCGACCGGACUCCAAAAAAUUUUCAAUUUUCAAAGAGUUAUAAGUUUAAAAUUGAAGGAUUUUUUUCUUUCAAAAUCUUGCUUAUGCUUAUUUUGACCAAAGGACAAAUGUUUUUCCGGAUUUUCAUUCAUUACAUCUAUUCGUUGAAUAAGUGAUGAUCAAAUGGUUCUUACUCAGAGAACCUUUGAGCGUAGCUUGGGGGCUUUAUUGAAUCACCGUGGUUCUAGUAUGAAUCUGAGGUUUUAAUCGAUUCAUAGGGUCUUAACAAGAGAAUUCCUAUCAAUAAUAAAUACUAAUAUUAUAAAUAAAAUAAAACAUAGUAGUAAAUUCGCAUUACACACAAAUAAAAUAGGACAAGAGAAAAUUCAAGAGGCCUGUAACGAUCAACAUAAAGAUGAAUGCGCCGACUUGAUAUUUUGGCAUUAUCAUCACAAACACAAA
Molecule: messenger RNA, 3354 nt
Organism: Telopea speciosissima
Lineage: Eukaryota; Viridiplantae; Streptophyta; Magnoliopsida; Proteales; Proteaceae
Product: photosystem II CP47 reaction center protein-like
Biological process (GO): photosynthesis, light reaction; photosynthetic electron transport in photosystem II; photosynthesis
Cellular component (GO): photosystem II; membrane
Molecular function (GO): chlorophyll binding
Source: RefSeq, a predicted model, not a curated record